Messenger RNA from Selaginella moellendorffii, 1430 nucleotides. RefSeq names its product dnaJ protein homolog 2. The record is from RefSeq and is a predicted model, not a curated record. Lineage: Eukaryota; Viridiplantae; Streptophyta; Lycopodiopsida; Selaginellales; Selaginellaceae. Gene Ontology annotation, molecular function: Hsp70 protein binding; ATP binding. Bases 47 to 1291 code for a protein of 414 amino acids. The transcript is spliced from 7 exons. Gene Ontology annotation, biological process: protein refolding; response to heat. Gene Ontology annotation, cellular component: cytosol; cytoplasm.
ACAACGACGAGCUAGGGUUUGUGUCGAGGAGCACAGAUCUAGAGCUAUGUUUGGGCGCGGGCCAAGGCGGAGCAACGAGACCAAGUAUUACGACAUCCUUGGCGUCUCCAAGGAUGUGUCGCCGGAGGAUUUGAAGAAGGCGUACCGGAAGGCCGCCAUCAAGAAUCACCCGGACAAGGGAGGCGAUCCCGAGCAGUUCAAGGAGAUUUCGCAAGCGUACGAGGUGUUGAGUGAUCCCGAGAAGAAGGAAAUCUAUGAUCAGUAUGGCGAGGAGGGUCUCAAGGAGGGCAUGGGCGGCCCCAGCGCCGGAAGCCCUUUUGAUAUCUUCGAGUCGCUCUUCAGUGGUGGCGGUGGCAGUAGAGGCGGCAGCCGAAAGAGGAGAGGCGAGGAUGUGGUUCAUACCUUAAAGGUUUCCCUCGAGGAUCUCUACAACGGCACGUCAAAGAAGCUUACAUUGUCACGGAACAUACUUUGUCCAAGCUGCAAAGGAAAGGGCUCGAAGUCUGGGAAUUCUUCAAAGUGUACCGGUUGCCGUGGCACUGGAAUGAAGAUAUCUGUCCAUCAAAUCGGCCCUGGAAUGAUUCAACAGAUGCAGAAAGUUUGCAACGAUUGCCGGGGUUCGGGAGAGACCAUCAACGAGAAAGACAAGUGCCCCCAGUGCAAGGGCAACAAGGUUGUCCUUCAAGAGAAGAAGCUUCUAGAGGUUUUUGUCGAGAAGGGAAUGUCUCACAAUCAAAAGAUUACUUUCCAAGGAGAGGCCGACGAAGCGCCGGACACAAUCACCGGGGACAUCAUCUUCGUUUUGCAACAGAAGGAGCAUCCCAAGUUCAAGAGGAAGGGCGACGAUCUCUUUCUGGAGCACAGCCUCUCUUUGCUGGAUGCUCUCUGCGGUUUCCAGUUCACCAUCACUCACCUCGACGGCAGGCAACUCCUCGUCAAGUCGAGACCGGGCGAGAUUAUCAAACCAGGCCAAUUCAAGGCUAUCAACGAUGAAGGAAUGCCUCACCACCAGAGACCCUUCAUGAAGGGAACCCUGUACAUCCACUUCUCGGUCGACUUCCCCGAGUCUGGGAGCCUCACUCCGGAGCAAUGCAAGGCUUUGGAAGCAGUGCUGCCGCCGCGGCCGUCGAGCCAGCUGACGGAGAUGGAGCUGGACGAGUGCGAGGAGACUACGCUCCACGACGUGAAUCUGGAGGAGGAGAUGCGGAAGAAGCAGCAGCAGCAGCAACAGGAAGCGUACGACGAGGACGACGAACCGGCUGGACCAAGAGUCCAGUGCGCUCAGCAGUGAGAAGGAUAUGAUCGAGGUCCCCCGUGAUAAAAAAGAUUUGAGUCUCUAUGUCGUAGAGAACCAUUUUGCGAAUAUACUUCAUUUUUUAUUUAGUAUGAUCAAUGAAGUUGAGAGACCAACUUGGUCUACUCCGUUGUAG